UACCGAACGGCACGGCGCGCCAGGUGAAUAGACGUAAGGCAUUCACAUUCCCUUGAGUGAAAAUCGGCCAAUCUGUCAACCUAUCGCCUCGAAUCUAGUCAACCCAGUUUAACUCAUCUCGACCAUGGUAUUCGAAGCCUACAUCGGCUGGCGCCCAGACAACGCGUCACAACGUGCCAAGCAACCCCAGGCUGAGCUGACGCGCCAGCAACGCGCGGCUGCAGUGUGGCCACCAUAUGAUCAGAGGGCGAACGAGGAGCGCGGUGUAUCGUGGGGCACCAUGCUGUGCAUUGUGCUGUGUGGCAUUGUGCUGGGCAUUGUGCUGGGCAUUGUGCUGGGUGGCCAUGUGCUGGGCACAUAUGCGGAAAGGGCGGGCGUGAUAGACGAAGCAGCAGUGGACUGGGUGCGCGAGUGGCUUGUCGGCUUAUGGACGUGAGAGAAGGUACCUCGAAUCACGUAGUUGAAAUCUUGGAUCGAGGCAACAUUCUACCUGACACA
This is a messenger RNA of Dothidotthia symphoricarpi CBS 119687, 498 nucleotides long. RefSeq lists its product as uncharacterized. NCBI's taxonomy places the organism in Eukaryota, Fungi, Ascomycota, Dothideomycetes, Pleosporales, Dothidotthiaceae. The transcript has a single exon. The record is from RefSeq and is a predicted model, not a curated record. The coding region runs from base 125 to 436 and encodes 103 amino acids.